Ceraceosorus guamensis is the source of this 881-nucleotide messenger RNA. RefSeq lists its product as hypothetical. The transcript has a single exon. The record is from RefSeq and is a predicted model, not a curated record. Lineage: Eukaryota; Fungi; Basidiomycota; Exobasidiomycetes; Ceraceosorales; Ceraceosoraceae. The coding region runs from base 168 to 761 and encodes 197 amino acids.
UGAUGGUGCGCGGCGACGAGCUAGGGAGCGCGAUCAGCUAGGAAUGGCUGCCGCGCGCUAGACGGCUCCGUUUGCGCCGCCCGGGUGAAUCACGGAUGGAUUCGUGAGAUCUUCGCUGUGCGAUGACGGGCUGAGUGUGUGCGUGCGUGCGUGGCUUGGGCGCCGCGAUGGUGUCCAAAUCUCGAAUACAAAGCAAGUCUGUGCAGCUCAUGUUCUACACAAGCUGCAUAUAUGCAGCACCCACCCGCACAUCCUCGCAAGGGGCUCAACGGUCCCGUCAGCCGCAAGAACACCGAAACAUUCACGGUUCGCCAGCAGCAGCUAUAGCAGCACGGCUUGAUUGCUUCCCCGGCCGCGGCCGCGGUUGCGGUUCCGUGUGCGCCUUCGCACUUGAGCAGAGCAGCAGCAUGAUGCACAGUAGGGACGUGAUAUGUGUACAUUGGAUCAGCUUUGCUGAAAAUCAUGGUCGACGCAAUCAAGUCGCCGUACCGCACAGCUUGAUCGGAGCAGUCACAUCACGAGUCAAGUUCCAAGCAAGUCAGGGGCCAUGCAUCGCUCGCUCGGCUCACAUGUGGGACAAUCGGACGACCGUUGAGCAGCAAAGCUCGCGGCCGCCACGCCUUCGUUCAUCAUCCACCCACGGCAUUCCGUCGGCACACAACACUCACGCAAGUCGCACCUCUCCAAGGCUGCUGCUCGUCAUGGGCAUUCCUGAUUGGCAGCACGAACCCGCUGUUGGAUGCGCCAGGAAUGACCACUGAUGGCGCCUUUGCUCGAGGAGGUCGUUGCAUGGCAGAAACUCGCACGGCUUCAGUGUUGGCUCUCCACCCUUUGGCUCUGUUAGCGUGACCACUCGGAGCUCCGCGCAACAAAAGGGUACA